Molecule: messenger RNA, 1054 nt
Organism: Hydractinia symbiolongicarpus
Lineage: Eukaryota; Metazoa; Cnidaria; Hydrozoa; Anthoathecata; Hydractiniidae
Product: DNA ligase 1-like
Exons: 6
Coding region: 92-874 (260 amino acids)
Source: RefSeq, a predicted model, not a curated record
UCAACUUUUCUGAGUAACACUAGAAAUUCAUUUAUUUCAAAAAAUACUUUCAACAUUACACGUUGUUAAAAUAGUUUAAAACAACAAAAAGAUGGGCAAACUCGUUUGGAUCUUAUUAAUGGUAUUCUGUCUGGUGUUGGCCAUUGAUGCUAAAAAGAAAGCUAACAAACCUCAGGAUGGUGAUGAUGGUGAAGAACAAGACCAGCCAGAUGAGAAAAUUGCAAAACAAGACGAUGAAGAAGCCAAACCAGAGGAUGAACAAGACGAACAAGAAGACGGAACAGCAAAAGAUAUAACUGGUCAGGAAGAACAGGAAGAAGAAGCAAGUGGCGAAGAAGGAGAAGAAAGCAAAGAAUUCCAAUGCAACUUGAAAUUCAAAAGAGUUGGUUGCUAUGCUGACAAAGGCAAGAAAAACAGACCAUUGAAAUCUUUCAUCAUGUCCGAUAUGGACAUGGGCUUGCUUACUAAGAAAGGAGACAUGCCAAAGGACGACAAAUUCAACUCCGAAUUGCCAAAGUUCGCAUGCAAGUGUGCAAAUGAAGCUCUCAACUCAGGAAAUGCAGUCUUUGGAAUUCAAAAUAUUGCUGAAUGUUGGUCCGGACCUGACAACAGCAAAUACGACAAAGACGGGCAAUCCGGCGACUGCGUUACAUUCGACUAUCAAAAUUGUGCUUCCGAUGAUGAAAUUUGCGCUGGAAAGAAACACAGCAACUUUGUUUACUACGUCGACACACCUGAGCAUACCAAAUCAGCUGAAGAAGUCCAAAAAGAGCUUGCUGCCGCCAAAAAGAAGGCAGCACACAAAAAGAAGCAAGCUAUGAAGAAAAAGGCUGCAAAGAAAUUGAAGAAGAAGUCAAAGAAAUCGAAACAAUAAAUGAUCCUCAUUAAACGAAAUAGUCGUCCUUAGAGAAAAGCAUUUCGGCGAAGAAAUUCCAUCCAAUCUUUAACCUGGUUAUGACAUAACUAGCAAAAAUAAAAAUUAUUUUUCUUGUAAAGAUAUCAAAUGUAGUUAUAUGGCGUGUUUUAAACGCGAAAUAGAAAAGUGAAAAAUUCA